Messenger RNA from Trametes versicolor FP-101664 SS1, 1668 nucleotides. RefSeq names its product cytochrome P450. The transcript is spliced from 14 exons. Gene Ontology annotation, molecular function: heme binding; iron ion binding; monooxygenase activity. The record is from RefSeq and is a predicted model, not a curated record. NCBI's taxonomy places the organism in Eukaryota, Fungi, Basidiomycota, Agaricomycetes, Polyporales, Polyporaceae. Bases 1 to 1668 code for a protein of 555 amino acids.
AUGGAUCACACACUCUCCUUUUUGCAGAACAUCUCUGCCACAUCCCCGGAACUCGCCGUGGUCGGCACGAUCUUGGGAUAUGCCGCCUGGCGGCUCUACCGCCUCCUCAGCUUCGUGUACAUGACCCCGCUGCGCGUUCUCCCCGGCCCUCCCGUGCCCAGCCUCGUGUACGGGAACUUGAACGAGUUCGGCGAGGUCGAGGGGUCCUUCUUGCCCGACCAGCUGUUCGCGAAGUACGGGAAGAACUACGUUGACCACGAAUUCUUCAUGACACCGCGUCUCUGGACGUUGGAUUCCCGGGCAAUCAACCAUGUUUUGAUGCACUCUACGGAGUAUGGGAGGCCGGAGGAGACCGUCCGGAACCGCAUCAAGAACUUUGGCAAAGGCAUACUCUUCGUGCAAGGCCAGGAGCACAGGCAACAGAGAAGGAUCAUGAACCCGGCAUUUGGGCCCACACAGGUCCGCGAUCUCACCGCGAUCUUCGUCCAGAAAUCUACCCAGCUCCGUGACAUUUGGGCUACGGCAGCCUCAAAAACCGGGGGCGCAGUGCGUGUGGACGUGAGCAGGGACAUCAGCAAGGCGACUCUCGACAUCAUCGGAAUGGCUGGCUUCAACUACGACUUCCAAGCUCUGGAUGCCGGGGACACGUCGAACGAGCUCAGCGCCGCCUUUCAGAAGCUCUUCACCAACCUUCGCACCUUUUCUCUGUUUGGCUACUUGAUGGCCUUCCUCCCCAUCUUCAAGCUCAUCCCGAACCCCCGUCUGAAGAAGGUAGAAGAGGCAGCGGAUGUUAUAAACCGUGUGGGAUCAAAGCUCGUCACCGACCAGAAGGCUGCUACCGCGCAAGCCGCGGCGGAGAAGCACGUCCAAGGCCCCGAACGCAAGGACCUGCAGGGGCGGGACUUGUUGACGCUGCUGAUCAAGGCGAACAUGGCCACGGACAUCCCCGACAACCAGAAAAUGACGGACGAGGAUGUCAUCAGCCAGAUCCCGACUUUCCUUAUUGCUGGUCAUGAGACCACCAGCACUUCAACUACGUGGGCCCUCUACGCUUUUUGCAAGCAUCCGGAGGUACAGCGCAAGCUCCGCGAGGAGCUUCUGGCUGUUGAAAACGAGACACCGACUAUGGAGGACUUCAACGCGCUCCCCUAUCUCGACGGGGUCAUACGCGAGACGCUCCGUCUGUACGCUCCCAUAACGCAACUCAGUCGCGAGGCGAAGAAGGAUGACGUGAUUCCCUUGAACGAGCCCAUGACUGACCGGUAUGGCAAGGUGCACCACGAGAUCCGUAUUGCGAAAGGGAACAAGGUGAUGCUUCCUAUCCUCGCGGCGAACCGGUCGAAGGAGAUAUGGGGCGAACACGCUCUGGAGUUCAAACCGGAGCGGUGGAUUCAACCUUCUGCAGUGACAUCGACCCUACCCGGCGUGUGGGGCCACCUCCUCACCUUCAUCGGCGGCCCCCGCGCAUGCAUCGGGUAUCGGUUCGCCCUGGUUGAGCUCAAGGCUCUCCUCUUUUUCCUCGUCCGCGCGUUCGAAUUCGAGUUCGCUGUUCCAGCCGAGGAUGUCGUCAACGUCGCCGCUGCGCUGCAGAGGCCAUCGCUGCGCUCUGCGCCCAAGGAGGGCGCGCAGCUUCCUCUCGUGGUCAAGCCGUACAAAGCGGCGGCUUAG